Messenger RNA from Trichomonas vaginalis G3, 1131 nucleotides. RefSeq names its product protein ubiquitination. The transcript has a single exon. Gene Ontology annotation, molecular function: protein binding. Bases 1 to 1131 code for a protein of 376 amino acids. The record is from RefSeq and is a predicted model, not a curated record. NCBI's taxonomy places the organism in Eukaryota, Parabasalia, Trichomonadida, Trichomonadidae.
AUGUCUCUUUCGUUGGCAGUCAAAUUAGAUGAGAAGCAAAAUGAUGGUGAGCAAACUCCACUCCUUCACUCAUGUCAAAUGGGUGAUUUACAUUUAACGAAAUCCCUCAUUGAAGGAGGUUGUAAUAGAGAUGUAGUUAGUAAGUAUGGAAAUAACUGUUUAGUAGUUGCAUCCAACUUUGGACAUAUUGACAUUGUUGAAUAUUUGAUUGAAAUCGGUUUUGACAUGAAUUGGCGAAACGAAGCUGAUGGAUUUAAUGCAAUACUUGUUGCAUCAGAAAAAGGUCAUCUUGAAAUUGUUAAAUAUCUUGAUAGCAUUGGAUGCGAUAUAAAUUCUAAAACAAAUACUAAUGCAAAUUGUAUUUACUUAGCAUCAUUACAUGGUCAUCUUGAUACAGUCAAAUAUCUUAUUUCGUGUGGAGUUGAUCCAAAUGAAAGAAAUAAUAAUGGAUUUGAUGCAAUACUUGCUGUAUCACAAGAAGGUCAUCUUGAAAUUGUUAAAUAUCUUCAGAGUAUUGGAUGUGAUGUAAAUUCUAAAACAAAUAAUAAUACAAAUUGCAUGUACUUAGCAUCAUUUAAAGGUCAUCUUGAUACGGUCAAAUAUCUUAUUUCAUGUGGAGUUGAUCCAAAUGAAAAAGAUAAUGAUGGAUUUAAUGCAAUACUUGCUGCAUCACAAGAAGGUCAUCUUGAAAUUGUUAAAUAUCUUCAAAGUAUUGGAUGUGAUGUAAAUUCUAAAACAAAUAAUAAUACAAAUUGCAUGUACUUAGCAUCAUUUAAAGGUCAUCUUGAUACGGUCAAAUAUCUUAUUUCAUGUGGAGUUGAUCCAAAUGAAAAAGAUGAUAAUGGAUUUAAUGCAAUACUUGUAGCAUCAUAUGCAGGUCAUCUUGAAGUCAUUAAAUAUCUCCUAAUGAAUGGGUGUAACAAAAAUGAUAAAACCAAUAAUAAUGUUACUUCACUUCAUUGGGCGGCUGCAAAUGGUCAUCUUGAUGUUGUUGAAUUUUUAAUUUCAAUUCGUGUCAACCUUAACGAAAAAAACAAAGAUGGAAAAACAGCACUUGAUUUAGCAAGAGAAAAUCAGGAUCAAAAUGAGAAUUACGAGGAGAUAAUAAAUCUUCUUCUUAAAUCAAUUUAA